Osmia bicornis bicornis is the source of this 672-nucleotide messenger RNA. RefSeq names its product barH-like 2 homeobox protein. The transcript has 3 exons. Gene Ontology annotation, molecular function: DNA-binding transcription factor activity, RNA polymerase II-specific; DNA binding. Gene Ontology annotation, biological process: regulation of DNA-templated transcription. NCBI's taxonomy places the organism in Eukaryota, Metazoa, Arthropoda, Insecta, Hymenoptera, Megachilidae. The record is from RefSeq and is a predicted model, not a curated record. Bases 1 to 672 code for a protein of 223 amino acids.
AUGAUGCAGGAGCACAAGUCGUUUCUAAUAAGGGAUCUUCUCGGGGAUGUUUUGUCGGAACGAGUGCACGAAGAUUCAGAGGACGACUCGGCAGUUCAUUCGGAUUCCGAGGAUACGAUCGACCCCGGAAGUAGUCCGUGCACGCGAUUGGAGAGUCCUCCGCCGACGCUUUCGCCUUCGCCGGCGCCAGCAACUUCCGGCAAGUCCUGCGGUUCUACGAACGGUCCUCCCAGCGGCAGGAAGCCCAGAAGAAGACGAACAGCGUUUACUCACGCUCAGCUCGCUUACCUGGAGAGAAAGUUUCGUUGCCAAAAGUAUCUGAGCGUCGCGGACCGAAGCGACGUCGCCGACGCUCUGUCGUUAUCCGAGACGCAAGUUAAGACAUGGUAUCAAAACAGAAGGACCAAAUGGAAGCGGCAGAAUCAGCUGCGUUUGGAGCAGCUUCGCCACCAAGCGACGGUGGAGAAGGAGCUGUUGGUGCGAGGUGUGGGUCUUCACCAUGGAAGCAUAGACGCCUACUGUCCACCGUACAAUGCCCAAACUCAAACUCAAACUCAUCCGCCUCCACCGCCGCCACCGCCUGCGCCGUCCACCGCCUCGACGGCUGCAUUUCUCUCCACCGCAGCCGCUCUCUUUCGAAAUGUCACCUACGUUCACGGAUGUCCGCUCUAA